AGGAGAAAGAACCAACUCCACUGAUUUCAGAUCAGAAAAAAAGUCCGUUUCUCAUGAGCAAAUUCCAUUUAAUCUGAGUUGCAUGGAGUUAACUCGCUGUACUUCCUGCUUGCAAUAUCCACCCGCCCUCGUCCCUCCAGCAUUGCGCCACCAAACCACUCCGAAGCCCAACUUGAGAACAACCCCCAGCACCAAUGCAACCGUAUCAACGACUAGAAUGGUGGUUAAAGCACGCGGAGGAGGAGGAGGAGGAGCGGAUGAGGCCGAAACUGCAGUGAUUGAGAAGCCCAAGGUGAGUAAGAGAUUUCAGGUGUCGGAGGGCCAUCCCGCUCCAUUUGGUGCCACUCUUCGAGACGGUGGUGUCAAUUUUGCGAUAUAUUCGGCCAAUGCUGUUUCCGCAACUCUCUGUCUGAUUGCUCUAUCGGAUUUGCACCAGAAUAAAGUUACUGAGAAGAUACCACUUGAUCCAUUGAGUAAUAAGACUGGAGAUGUCUGGCAUGUAUUUUUGAAAGGGGAUUUUGAAGAUACGCUAUAUGGCUACAUGUUUGACGGGGAGUUUUCUCCUGAAAAAGGUCAUUUCUAUGAUGCUUCCAAGGUUCUGUUGGAUCCAUAUGCAAAGGCGGUAAUAAGCAGAGGGGAGUUUGGGGCUUUAGGGCCUGAAGAUAAUUGUUGGCCCCAAAUGGCCGGCAUGGUGCCUACUUUUGAAGAUCAGUUUGACUGGGAAGGUGAUUUACCUCUGAGGUAUCCACAAAGAGAUCUCAUAAUUUAUGAAAUGCAUGUGCGUGGAUAUACAAGGCAUGAAUCUAGUGGGAUACAAUUUCCUGGUACUUACCGUGGUGUGGUGGAGAAGCUUGACCACUUGAAGGAACUUGGAGUCAACUGUAUAGAAUUAAUGCCAUGUCAUGAAUUCAAUGAGUUGGAGUACUACAGCUACAAUUCUGUCUUGGGUGACUAUAAGUUGAACUUUUGGGGAUAUUCAACAAUCAAUUACUUUUCUCCCAUGAUAAGGUAUUCAUCUUCUGGUAUUAGUAACUGUGGUCGUGAUGCAAUUAAUGAAUUCAAAUAUCUUAUUAAAGAAGCACAUAAACGCAGAAUUGAGGUUAUUAUGGAUGUCGUUUUCAACCACACAGCUGAAGGCAAUGAGAAAGGUCCCAUAUUGUCAUUUAGAGGUGUUGAUAACUCUGUCUAUUACAUGCUAGCACCGAAGGGUGAGUACUAUAAUUAUUCAGGAUGUGGAAAUACAUUCAACUGUAACCAUCCUGUGGUGCGUCAAUUUAUAUUAGACUGCUUAAGAUAUUGGGUGACUGAAAUGCAUGUAGAUGGCUUUCGCUUUGAUCUUGCUUCCAUUAUGACCAGGAGUAGCAGUCUCUGGGAUUUGGUUAAUGUAUAUGGAGAUUGUAUUGAAGGUGACUUGAUAACAACUGGCACCCCUCUCAGCACUCCCCCAUUGAUUGACAUGUUGAGUAAUGAUCCUAUACUUCGUGGAGUGAAGCUUAUUGCUGAAGCAUGGGAUACAGGUGGACUUUAUCAAGUUGGCAGAUUUCCUCAUUGGGGUAUUUGGUCAGAAUGGAAUGGGAAGUAUCGUGACAUAGUACGGCAGUUUAUAAAAGGUACAGAGGGGUUUUCUGGAGCUUUUGCUGAAUGCCUUUGCGGAAGCCCAAACUUAUAUCAGGAAGGUGGAAGGAAACCAUGGAACAGUGUCAACUUUGUAUGUGCGCAUGAUGGUUUUACUUUGGCCGAUCUAGUUUCCUAUAAUAACAAACACAAUAUAGCAAACGGGGAAGACAACAAUGAUGGAGAAAGUCAUAACAAUAGCUGGAAUUGUGGACAGGAGGGGGAGUUUGCAAGUAUUUCUGUGAAGAAACUGAGGAAACGUCAAAUGCGGAAUUUCUUCCUCUGCCUUAUGGUUUCCCAAGGUGUCCCAAUGAUUUGCAUGGGUGAUGAAUAUGGUCACACUAAAGGAGGAAACAAUAACACAUAUUGCCAUGAUAAUUAUAUCAACUACUUUCGGUGGGAUAAAAAGGAAGAGUCUUCAUCAGAUCUCUUCAGGUUCUUCUGUCUCAUGACCAAGUUCCGCCGUGAAUGCGAGUCACUUGGCUUAAAUGACUUCCCAACAGCACAGAGGUUACAGUGGCAUGGUCAUACUCCUGGAAAGCCAGAUUGGUCUGACACAAGCCGUUUUGUGGCAUUCACAUUGAUUGAUUCCGUGAAGGGAGAAAUCUAUGUUGCUUUCAACACCAGUCAUUUACCUGUCACAAUUACACUGCCUGAGCGUCCGGGAUAUAGAUGGGAGCCAUUGGUGGACACGAGUAAGCCCACACCAUUUGAUUUCCUAUCCAAAGAAGUCCCGGAAAGAGAUAUUGCCAUCAAACAAUAUGCUCAAUUCCUUGAUUCCAAUCUAUACCCUAUGCUCAGUUACUCUUCAAUUAUUCUGCUACUUUCACCUGAUGAAAAUGCUUAAAAAAAUCAUAUCGAUAUUUAUCUAGCUUAAGCCUGAGACCCCUAAAUAAAGUAAAUGGUUAGUAGUAUAUGUAUGAAAACAGCAUGCUUAUUGUAGAAAAUCUAUGCACCAAACCAUGGAUAUGAAAUAAAAUUGUUCUCAAAUCUGUACAGUA
Messenger RNA from Hibiscus syriacus, 2615 nucleotides. RefSeq names its product isoamylase 1, chloroplastic-like. The transcript is spliced from 18 exons. Lineage: Eukaryota; Viridiplantae; Streptophyta; Magnoliopsida; Malvales; Malvaceae. Gene Ontology annotation, biological process: carbohydrate metabolic process. Gene Ontology annotation, molecular function: hydrolase activity, hydrolyzing O-glycosyl compounds. Bases 83 to 2461 code for a protein of 792 amino acids. The record is from RefSeq and is a predicted model, not a curated record.